AUGGACCAAUACAGCGAUCCUCAAGAAGGCCAGUUAACUCCCAUGGAUACGGACGACAGAACAGCAUUAUCGUGGAUUAGCUGGUUUUGCUCGAGUAAGAAGCAUCAGUACUACACAGAAGUCGAUGAAAAAUUUAUUGAAGAUCCUUUCAACCUCAUUGGAUUGAACCAGCAUAUUCCUCUAUACAAAGAAACGCUCGAGAUUAUUCUUGAUUUGGAGCCUGAUGAUGCCAUGUACAAUCGUGUACCCGACCUGAGUUUACUAGAGCCAGCAGCAGAGCUGCUAUACGGCCUCAUUCACCAAAGAUAUAUCCUAACAAAGAUGGGCAUGUUGCAAAUGUACGAGAAAUACGAACAAGGGGACUUUGGAAAAUGCCCUCGAGUCUUUUGCAACGAUUGCCAUCUAUUGCCUUGUGGGGAGCAUGAUAUACCAAAGCAGAGCUCAGUUCGCCUCUUUUGUCCGAAUUGCAAAGACAUCUAUAUACCACCCAACCCAAAAUAUCAAGACAUUGAUGGCUCGCAUUUUGGCACAACGUUUCCUCAUUUAUUUUUCCAAGCAUUUCCAGAAAGUAUCAAAGUGGUUGAACCGAAUAUAUACGUAGCAAAAUUAUUUGGAUUUCGCAUCAGUGACUUAUCAGCUGUUGGUCCUCGUAUGCAGUGGUUAAGAAUGACGAAAGAUAAGCCUGUAGCAAUUACAGCAGAAGGGGAGGAGGAUGAGGAUGCGGAAGACAUGAUGGCUUGA
Mucor velutinosus is the source of this 741-nucleotide messenger RNA. RefSeq lists its product as uncharacterized. The transcript has 5 exons. Gene Ontology annotation, biological process: regulation of transcription by RNA polymerase III. Gene Ontology annotation, molecular function: protein kinase regulator activity. The record is from RefSeq and is a predicted model, not a curated record. Bases 1 to 741 code for a protein of 246 amino acids. Gene Ontology annotation, cellular component: cytoplasm; protein kinase CK2 complex; UTP-C complex. NCBI's taxonomy places the organism in Eukaryota, Fungi, Mucoromycota, Mucoromycetes, Mucorales, Mucoraceae.